Vitis riparia (riverbank grape) is the source of this 2634-nucleotide messenger RNA. RefSeq names its product RING finger protein 10. The transcript has 9 exons. Gene Ontology annotation, molecular function: metal ion binding; transcription cis-regulatory region binding. The coding region runs from base 63 to 2360 and encodes 765 amino acids. The record is from RefSeq and is a predicted model, not a curated record. Gene Ontology annotation, biological process: positive regulation of transcription by RNA polymerase II. NCBI's taxonomy places the organism in Eukaryota, Viridiplantae, Streptophyta, Magnoliopsida, Vitales, Vitaceae.
GAUCUAAGGUGUCGUUGCUGAAACACGAAAUCCGAGUUCCCCAAGUUCCUUCGCAAACUUUCAUGUCCAUCUUGCCCGCACAAAACCAAGGAUCCACAUCGUCUUCUUCGGCAGCUCCUUCUCAAAACCCUAAUCUCGAUCAUGGAAUCCUCUUUCAACCACACCCUUCACCUCUCUCUCGAUCUCCGCCCUCUCUCCCCAAUCACGUGCAAAACCUUGCAUCGCUUCACAUCUCCGACUCCGAAUCUUCAGUCGCUUCAUCCGACGACGUUUCAGGUUCUUUGGCUCCAGCUGCAGCAGAUUCUGGUGGAUCUUCCAAAAAGGUGACUGAAUUAGGUGUCCAAAAUAGUAAGAAGAGUUUGCCUCACCAAAACACUGGUACCCGGUCACAGUCUCGCUCAGUUGGUCGAGGGUCUGAAUCUACUCAAUCCAGAGGGAAACUGUCUGGACCCACUAUUUCUCCUCGCAGCCAACAAGCUAGUGGGUCUAUCAAUUUUCAUGGAAGCACAACUCAUUCUGCAGGAAGAAAAACCCAGAUGAAUGGUAACCACUUACUGAAUUUUCAUUAUGACCCUAUUUCUCGUCCUCAACCAAGGGCUCCACCUCCAAGACGACAACAGAAGAUAAAGCCAUACAACAAAGAUCUAUUCCUCCAAGCAAAUUACAGGUUUGUUGUCUUAGAUACAGGAAACCAGGUACCAGAGUUGAUGGAUCCAGAUAAAAUGUUACAGUGGGAUGAUAUCAUUUGUGUUAGGUAUUCCACUCCGUUGCCUGUGCAGUGUCCCAUUUGUUUGGAAUGUCCCCUAUGCCCACAGAUAACCUCAUGCGGACAUAUUUUUUGUUUCCCAUGUAUUCUGCGAUACUUAUUAAUGGGUAAGGAGGAUCAUAAAGGUGACUGUUGGAAGAAAUGCCCCCUAUGUUUUGUGAUGAUAUCUCCAAAGGAUUUGUACACCCUCUAUAUUGAGAAUGUUAAACAGUAUUGUGUUGGUGAUACUGCAGAGUUUAUGCUUCUAACCCGGCAAAAAGAUUCAUUUACUCUGUCUGAGAAAAAUAAACAAGAGACAGAUGUAAUGCCAUGUAACAGUGAAGUCCAUGAUUCCUUUUCGAAAUUCAUAUUCACAUCAGAUGUGGAUUUGUCUGUUAGAGAAGCCAUAUCAGAUCUGGACAGUUGGUUGGUCAGAGCAGAUUCGGGGCUUGUUGAUGAUUUGGAGAAGCUUCCAUAUGUUUGUGCUGCAGUGGAACAAUUAGAACAGAGAAAGAAGUACUGGAAUGAGCAUGGGACCUGUAAGAGCACCAUAUCUGUUAAAGAUACUGAUUGUCAGUCAGGAUCUCAUGUAAUCCCAUCCACCGCAAAUGUUGCUUGUUCUGAUUAUGAAGCAUGUGGAUUCAAAUAUGGAUCACCAUCUUCUGAUGUAGAUGACAAAAGUAAGUGGUUGGGUAACUUAACACCAGAUAAAUUAGAUGGAGGGGAAUGUUUGGUUCAGACUGCUGAUAUGGGUGAAACACUAGAAGGCCAAUGCAGAGCUUUAUCUUCUUCCUAUGAUGAAAGCAAGAGCUUGCAGAGGCACUCAAGUGGUUCUAGAGAUCUAAAGGAUGAUGACUCGUACAAUUUCUACCAGGCAGUUGAUGGUCAGCACCUCAUUCUUCAUCCUUUAAAUAUGAAGUGUCUUUUACACCAUUAUGGAGGCUAUGCAUUUCUCCCCAACAGAAUAAGUGGAAGAAUUUUACAGUUAGAGACAGUGACUCAGUCAGAGGCCAUGAGGAGGCGCUAUCGCUACUUAAGUCAUUUUUCUUUAACAACAACGUUUCAGCUUUGUGAAAUUGAUCUUCGUGAGGUACUGCCUCCUAGUGCCUUUUUUCCUUUUAUGGAUGAAAUCAAGAAGCGUGAGAGGCAGAGGAAGAAACUUGCCAGGAAGGAUACGAAGGAGAAACUUAAGGCUGAAGCUACCACUACAGAUUCUUUGCCCAUACCAUCCAGAUUUGGAGAGUAUGUGUACCCCCCUACGUUCUCCAUGGAUGAUUUUGAAGCUUUGGGAAGUCCUGUGGUGACAUCGACAAGCCCUCCGACACUUGGGGAAAGAAAACUAUUCUCAAAUGUCACCAAACUAGGCUUUGCAGCUGGGCAUGAUUCUCCAGGCUUGAAAAUUGAGGAAGUUCAUUCCGUGCAUAACACCAGUAUGGCAAGCGAUUCUUCUGGUGUGACUGGUUCAAGAAAUGCAGGUACGCCAUCGUUUGCCAAUGUAAUAUCCAGAGGGAAAUCUGUUGAAAGUUUGGAUGCAUCCAAGACAAUUGGCACAGGGAAAAAGGGGAAGAAAUCGAGUCAAAUUCUUUUGUCAACUGCUGGUGGUCGGCGCUACUAAAAACCAGAAAAAAUGCUAUCGACUUUGACAUGCCCUUGUCUAUUAUUAGAUAUCCUGCUUGGACCGAAUGCUCGACUAUGGCCUCAUGUUUAUUCUUAUUAGAUAUCUCUUUUUGCUUGUUUAUUCUUCUUAGAUAUUUCAUAUUGCUCCAUGAACUGUUAGUGAAUGUAUAUGACUGCCUGCAGCAGACAUGUAAAAGAAUAGAAGAAUAAUGCAUCUUGUGUAUACAAAUUAGAAGGGAGUUGUUUAUUGGAGAUUUUCCAAUUGGGUUUGA